AUGCUUCGAGCGCUGGUUCGGCGCUCGACGUGCGCGUCUUCGCUACUUGUGCGUCCUUCGCUCUGCUAUUCAUCCGCUGUAAGCGAAGAAUGUUCUCGUUCAUUUCUCAAUGACCAUCCUCGCCUUCGUGUUGCACUUGUGGGUCGCACCAACGUGGGUAAGAGCACGCUUUUCAACCGCUUGACCAAGACUCGCUCUGCUAUUGUACACAAUGUUCCUGGUACUACACGUGAUCGGCGCUACAAGUGUGCAACUGUUGCAGGUAUGGAUAUAGAUGUUAUAGAUACUGGUGGAUUGGAAGAUGCACCGUCGGGAUCCCUUGAGAUAGGAAUGCUUGAGCAGACAAGACUUGCUGUGCAUGAGGCGGAUCUUAUAUUCUUUUUAAUCGACGGACGCCAAGGCGUUACGCCAGUCGAUACACAUUUUGCUCGCUGGCUUCGUAAAGAAGAUCCUAAAGCACCGAUUCAUCUAGUAGCCAACAAAUUGGAAGGAGACCCAGAGCGAUGGGAUGACGAGUUGAACGAGUGCUAUCAAUUGGGCAUGGGAGGAGCAAUUCCCUUGUCAGCAGAGCAUGGAGAAGGUGUCACACUCUUGCUUGACGAAAUCAUUCCAUUGUAUGAAAAAUUUGAAGAGGAGAAACAAGGCAGACUAAAGCAGCACGAAGGAGAGCAUAAAGAAGACGAUCCGCGUACGAUUAAGCUUGCAAUAGUUGGACGUCCGAAUGUUGGGAAAUCUACUUUGCUUAAUAAGAUUGUGCGCAAGGAACGCGUGCUAACCGGUCCUGAGCCUGGUGUAACACGCGAUUCAGUGGAAGUAGCCUGGACAUUUCACGGUCGUCCAAUCAUGCUAGUGGAUACAGCGGGGAUUCGACGAUACAGCAAGCGGGAUCACGAUGAUCAGAUCGAGAAUCUGUCUGUUCGAGAUUCCUUUCGUGCCAUUGACUCGGCUCAAGUUGUGGUGGUAGUUGUGGAUAUGAGUGAGCCAAAGUUAGUUCAUAUGGAUCUGACUAUUGCACAGCGCGUAAUUGAGGAGGGUCGUGCGCUAGUGCUUGCAGCUAACAAGAGCGAUCUGUCUGGGUCCCGUGUCGACUAUGAAUUACAACGUAUUCAAAAUGAACUGCACGAUUCACUUGCCCAGAAUCUUGUGCCAGAAGUGCUGAAAGCAUACGAAAAAUGGGACCUUCGUGUGACAACUGGUCGCCUUAACCGAUGGCUUAAAGCUAUGGCUCGGCAUCAUCCGCCUCCAACGAUUAAAGGCAAAACGCUGAACGUUAAAUAUGCAACACAAGUGAAGUCUCGCCCUCCUACAUUUGCCGUCUUCCUUCGCGAGGAAUUUGACAUGGUUGGUGUGCCAGCUCGCUUACUUUUAAGGGGCAAAACGGAAAACCCAUUUGAGAAGCGCAAGAGGUUUCAGCAGCGCACAAGCAGCGUCCUCUACGGCAAGCAGCGCCAGUCGCGUGAACCAAUCAACAAGGUAGUUGUGGACCCACCUGUUAAGCCAAAGACUAGCAAGAAAGCAUCACUGACAAGGAAACAAAAGACUGGACACUUUAUCCCACGUCGUGUGAAAAAGAAGAGUUCAACAUCAACAAAAUUCAACAGAUAA
Messenger RNA from Plasmopara halstedii, 1605 nucleotides. Its product is annotated as ribosome-associated gtpase. Bases 1 to 1605 code for a protein of 534 amino acids. Gene Ontology annotation, molecular function: GTP binding. The transcript is spliced from 5 exons. NCBI's taxonomy places the organism in Eukaryota, Oomycota, Peronosporomycetes, Peronosporales, Peronosporaceae. The record is from RefSeq and is a predicted model, not a curated record.